Messenger RNA from Blepharisma stoltei, 1453 nucleotides. The record is from the annotation of a GenBank genome assembly. Lineage: Eukaryota; Ciliophora; Heterotrichea; Heterotrichida; Blepharismidae.
AUGGUUGAGUUCAUUAACCAAAUUUUCCAAAGUAAAACUAAUGACAAUUCACAGCCAAAAAUCUUUGCAAAUGACAAACAAAAAGUAAAUUCUAUCUAGAAUCGAGCUAGAAUUAUUUUAGAGUCUUGCGGAUUUGUUAGGGAUCCAUCCCGACCUUCAGUUGAUAUGUAAAAUCUUAUUCAGAGGCCCAAUAAGACCUCAUAAACAGCAAAAACCAUUGAUAACAAUCUCCUCAAAUGAAGAAACGAUAGACGCCUACAGCACAAUUUGUAUUCGUUGUCAAUCACAAGAAAAACUUUUUGAUAAAGCAGGACAUUUUGAGCACAGUGACAUUCCAUGUGGAAUCUAUACUUUUACAGUCCUGGACAAAAUCUUAUCAAAAAUGCCAACUUUUUCUGUUCCAGUCCCCGAAACAAUUAUUUCUAACUGUAAUUUUGAUUUUCCUAUGCUUAUAAAAAAUAAUGGGACGUUGCUAGAAAUAAAGCCUUUUAAGCAUGGCUUAAAAGGACUAAAAAAUUUAGCCUUGGAAAUGAUGAGCCCAAAUGACGAUGAUAAUAAUAAAUUUUCUUGUCCUAAAGUAAUCAUCAAAUUUCCAGGAAAAAUCAAAAGACUCAUAAACAAGCUUAAAGAACUGCCUGAAAGCUGGCCUGAAACGAAUCAAGACGCAGUUAUCCAGAGAUUUAUUAGGCCAAAAGGGCUGAGAGCUACUAAAUAUAGAGUAGUUUUAAAAGAAAAUUCUAGCCCAAAAGUAUAUAUUUUUACAAAUCGAGAUAGAUUUGACAGCAGAAACGACCCAAUUCCAUAUCAUAAAAAAGCAAACUCCACAUCAUUUUAUAAUGAAAGCCAAAUCUUGCAUGAAAUAAAGAGAACAGUAAUAGACCACAAGCAAAUUUUAAAACUUUUGCAUUCAAAUGAGAUAAAUCCUUUUUUGAGGUCAAAAUCAACAGUGAAAAUGCUUGAUUUAACUCAUACUCCUCCUGAAAAAAUGAAAGUUUUUGAGCUUUUUAACAAUGAUUAUGGGACAGCUCAGAAGAAAAAAGCCACGAAAUUCAAAAGUAUUACGAUGACAGCGAGGUUUACUACGGCAAAUGAGCUAGAAAAAUGUGAUGUUUAUGAGGGGAAACCGCAGAGCUAUAUGAAAAUUAUAGAAAUAGCUACUCAUUUGCAAGAUAAAAUCAAUAAACUUGUGUUAAAAGACUAUGUUUUGACUGAAUUGGUAUUGGAUUUUCUGCAGGAUCAUAAAGGGAAUUGGUAUUUUUUGAGGAUUGAGUAUGGAAAAACUAAAGAAAUUUUCAAAAUGAAGGCUAAGCCGAAAACAAGGGAAAAGAACUUUUCAAGGCAAAAUGAUGAGAGUGCCUAUUUAACGACCGGAUACACGUUUGGUGAUACUAAAAGAUACUCCAUCUCAAGAAAGCGAACUCUUGACGGAAAACUAAAUGUCACAUGGCUCUAA